Messenger RNA from Scleropages formosus (Asian bonytongue), 1786 nucleotides. It is a transcript of the gene ssu72, whose product is annotated as SSU72 homolog, RNA polymerase II CTD phosphatase. Bases 171 to 755 code for a protein of 194 amino acids. Gene Ontology annotation, biological process: mRNA processing. NCBI's taxonomy places the organism in Eukaryota, Metazoa, Chordata, Actinopteri, Osteoglossiformes, Osteoglossidae. Gene Ontology annotation, molecular function: phosphoprotein phosphatase activity. The transcript is spliced from 5 exons. The record is from RefSeq and is a predicted model, not a curated record. Gene Ontology annotation, cellular component: nucleus.
UUGGCGUUCGGAAGGGGAAGAUGUUGGUUGCGUUCUGACGUUAAAUUUUGAACGUUAAGUUUAACCAGCGAAGGGAUACAUAGUUUUAUAUUUGCUGGCGUUCUUGCUGGUUUCAUUGUCCUUCAGGCUUUUCAGCUUGUCGGUUGUUAGCGAGUCGAGAGAAGGGCGCAAUGCCGAGCCACCCGCUGCGUGUUGCGGUCGUGUGUUCGAGUAACCAGAACCGCAGCAUGGAAGCGCACAGCAUCCUCAGCAAGCGAGGUUUUGAGGUGCGGUCGUUUGGGACAGGGACCCACGUGAAGCUGCCAGGUCCGGCGCCAGACAAGCCCAACGUGUAUGACUUCAAAACCACUUAUGAGCAGAUGUACAACGACUUGGUCCGCAAGGACAAGGAACUAUACACACAGAAUGGAAUCCUACACAUGCUUGACCGCAACAAGCGUAUCAAGGUCCGACCUGAACGCUUCCAGAGCUGCAAGGACCAGUUUGACCUGGUCAUCACUUGUGAAGAGAGGGUCUAUGACCAAGUUUUAGAGGACCUGAACUCCCGGGAGCAGGAGACCUUCCAGCCUGUCCAUGUCAUCAAUGUGGACAUCCAGGACAACCAUGAAGAGGCAACAUUAGGCGCAUUCCUCAUUUGUGAGCUUUGUCAGUGUAUUCAGCACACAGAUGACAUGGAGAAUGAAAUGGAUGAGCUUCUGCAAGAGUUUGAGGAAAAGAGCAGUCGUCCUUUUCUACACACUGUCUGCUUCUACUGACACAGGACAUUAUCCCUGGUGACAUCAUGCCGCAUGCAUGGAGUGCCCUGUGCGUUUCAUCUGCGUAUUCCUCACCGAAGGUGUGAGCAAGCGCAACUCUUUGUUGCCUUAAGAUGAAACCUCUGACAGCCCCUUCGACUUCCUAUAGUUUUUUCACAGUUCUGCACAAAGCAGUGACCAUGUGGAGAUGUCAAACUGCGUGUGUGUGCGCACACGUGCACGCACAUGCAUUUUAGGUUUUGCAUCUCAGUCCAAGACAUAUCAAUAGAUAUGACCAAAUGCAACUUGCCUCUUGUGCCCCAGGAGCACACCCCUCCCCCAUCAGUCAAGCUUCAGCAAACAGAGGUGAUUCUGUUGUUCUUCCCACUCUGGUUAGUCAGCAGGUCAUCCCUCUCCUGCUGUCUCCCUCCCUCAUGCUGAGCUCACCAGUCUUACCAUAAAACCCACUGACCCAUACAACCUUCCCCUGGAGGGAUUAAAAAAAAAUCUUCCUGAGAGAAUCUAUGGUCAGGUUAUUUAAAAUUUGUUGGGCAAGGAGGGGGAGGAGACUUUCAUUUCUUAAAACAUGAUGGCGUAGCAGUUCAGGAGUAUAUUCACCUUGAAAGGUGAUAUAGUGUACAACUGUAUUUCUUGUACAUUGAAAAUGUACUCUGCUGGUAAUGUGAAAACCCCAGGCACAUGCUGAGGUGUACGAAAGGCUGGAGGUCCGAGUAGAAUUUAUGCCAAUAUGCAAUCAGUCUGAAAUGGUGUUUAGAUAGCUGUUUAAGGAGAGCUACCAGUUUUCCAAAGUUUAUGUUUUCUACAAUUUGUGUGACCACAUAACUGAUUUCAGUAGCUGAAAAGUGGUGCAAACACUGUCAGAAUUGACAUACUAUGAGUUAAGAGUAUAAAGCCUGGAAGUGUGAGAUUUCACUUAUUUUACUACUUGUUGAGGGUACAACUCGUUUCAUUUGCCUCAUGCUCAGGUUGUCUGCUUUUCAGUUAAUUUAAAGAGAUUUUGUGGAAAAAAAAUGCAAGGAUAAAAUCCAGAG